UUUAGAGACGCAUAGAGGAGAUUAAAAUACCGAGCGGGUAUAUUUGUGUUAAAUAUCAAACCAAAAGCGGAAUUAGAGCGGUUUUUUUUUUUAUCAGGUCGCGUCGAUAAAAGCGACUGUGAGCAACCGACGGAGUGUUUUAGCUCCUGUUUUUGUCUGUAAAGCGGUUUAGACAGGAGGGGGAUGAGGCUUCAGCCGAACUCGACACUAUCUCUGGGUUUUAUGUCGCUUGUACUUCGACAAAGCUGCAGUUUCUCAACGGAUUUUUCUAUAAAAGUGCGUACAGAAAGUAGAAGAUGUCCGUUGCGACCGUUACGUUUUGAAAACAACUGAAUUAUUUUGUUGAACGUUUAAACCAGAAGACGUUAUUGUUGUUGCCGUAACCUUAAGGGUGAAACCGAGAGACUUCACAACAAAUCUGCUUUAUUUCUCCAUUUUCAUAUCAUCUGGGCUAGAAAUUAAGCAAUGAAGCUGUUGGAGAACUCGAGCUUUGAAGCGCUCAGCUCUCGGCUGUGUGUGGAAACUGGAGACUCGCACAUCCUCGGCAGGAUCGAGAGCUACUCGUGCAAGAUGGCUGGCGAUGACAAGCACAUGUUUAAGCAGUUCUGCCAGGAGGGGGAGCCACACGUGCUGGAGGCUCUUUCACCUCCACAAACCAGCAGUGCCCCGAGCCCUAACCUGUUGGGCAAGAGUGGCGAUGAAGUGGAGAACCCACUAAGUGACAAGUGCUGCAGGAAGACUCUGUUCUACCUCAUCACCACACUGAACGAAUCAUUCCGUCCCGAUUACGACUUCAGCGCCGCCCGAGCCCACGAGUUCAGCCGUGAGCCGAGCUUCAACUGGGUGGCCAAUGCUGUGAAUAGCAGCCUGUACUCGUCGGUAGGGGAGGAGUUUAACACUCUUGGUCCAGAGCUGUGGAACGCCAUCGACCAGGAGAUCAACCUACAGAGCUGUGACAUUUACAGCUACAACCCGGAUUUAGAUUCAGACCCUUUUGGUGAAGAGGGCAACCUGUGGUCCUUCAACUAUUUCUUCUACAAUAAGAAACUCAAACGCAUUGUUUUCUUCACUUGCCGCUCUGUCAGCGUCCUCAGUAGCUACGGUCGUGGUUGCCUUGACAACGAGCUGGACAUGGAGCUGGAUGAUGAUGAGGAGGAAGUGGAUGGCUUCAGUGAGGACAGGUUCCCCCGAGCCCUGUGUGUGUAAAUCCUGCUUGAUCAGCGGCUAACAAGAUGUCACCUUUUCUCUGCUCAUUUGUGCAACCUUUCCUGGAAUUUGACAGACUGAUGCAUUUCAUUUAUCUGGGCUAUAUUAAAGUUUAAAGUUUAGCCAUUAAAGUUUGAAUAUUAUGAAAAUAGUCACUGUAGACAUUUUUUAUGCUUAUGGAUGGCUCUUUGGACACUGGAGACCCCUUGUGGACAUUCUGGGAAUGUCAAGGAGAUUUAAUACAAGAUGGCUGUUUGGUUAAAUUUUCACAUGAGCCUGAACUCUACAUUCUGCUAUUCAUUGUCUGGCUUUUUUCAUUUUUAGCAGGAAAUGAUGUCAGUACAUCAACAUGUCCUACAUACACCAGCAGUUAAGAUGGGAGGCGCUUGUCAUAGUUAAUGACCUUUGUCCAGUCAUGUGAAAUAUAAACCCUGUGAUUUGUGUCUUUUCUGUUCAGCAUUUUUACUGAUUUUUCUGUCUUUAUAUUAUUGUGUUCACCUUUGUGUUUUUUAUAUAUAUAUUUUAACUGUGUGGUUAUUUUUUAAAUUCAAAGAUUUUACCAGAAUGGCUUUUAUCGCACUGAAAGAUUGUUUCUCGGGGGGACCUUCAUGUGUGACUGAUGCUGUGAUGUUACACAGAAGUCUAAAGAAUUGUGGACUGUUUCUCAGAAAACAAGGGCAUCCUUUAUAAAACUUUUGUACGCGAUCAGAUUUGAUUCUAUUGACUUUUCAUUAAAGGUGACGUACAAGUUACUUAUAAAACCUUGAAACCCAUGUGAAACUUUGAUUUAGGAAAUGUGAUGAUGUAAAUGUUUAUUACAUACACAAGUAGAAAUAAACCUAGUGUGGAUGAAUUUA
This is a messenger RNA of Tachysurus vachellii, 2063 nucleotides long. It is a transcript of the gene maf1b, whose product is annotated as MAF1 homolog, negative regulator of RNA polymerase III b. The record is from RefSeq and is a predicted model, not a curated record. NCBI's taxonomy places the organism in Eukaryota, Metazoa, Chordata, Actinopteri, Siluriformes, Bagridae. Gene Ontology annotation, molecular function: RNA polymerase III core binding. Bases 466 to 1206 code for a protein of 246 amino acids. Gene Ontology annotation, cellular component: nucleus. Gene Ontology annotation, biological process: negative regulation of transcription by RNA polymerase III. The transcript has 8 exons.